Galeopterus variegatus (Sunda flying lemur) is the source of this 1732-nucleotide messenger RNA. RefSeq names its product proline rich 16 (gene PRR16). Bases 209 to 1123 code for a protein of 304 amino acids. The transcript has 2 exons. Lineage: Eukaryota; Metazoa; Chordata; Mammalia; Dermoptera; Cynocephalidae. The record is from RefSeq and is a predicted model, not a curated record. Gene Ontology annotation, biological process: positive regulation of cell size; positive regulation of translation.
GCCGAGCGCCGCGUCUCGGGGAGUAGAUGGCAGCACCACGGUGCGGCCGCCCGGCCGAGCGCCGAGCGCAGCCAGCCGCCGCUGCCCAGGGAGCGCCCAAGAUGUGGGGGGACCGGGGCGGCCGCGGCCGUAGCAGCGCCAGGGACGGGGGCGCGCAGCAGCCUCCGCUCGCCAGACUGUCCUGACCUGCCUCGCUUGCCCCCAAAGAAUGUCAGCCAAGCCCCAGGGGAACCCCUCCUCGUCCUCUCCAGCCGAGGGACCGCCGGCAGCCUCCAAAACCAAGGUGAAGGAACAGAUCAAGAUCAUCGUGGAGGACCUGGAAUUAGUCCUGGGCGACCUGAAGGACGUGGCCAAGGAACUUAAGGAGGUGGUUGACCAGAUCGAUACCCUGACCUCUGACCUUCAGCUGGAGGAUGAGAUGACCGACAGCUCCAAAACAGACACGCUGAACAGUAGCUCAAGCGGCACGACAGCCUCCAGCAUAGAGAAGAUCAAAGUGCAGGCUAAUGCGCCGCUCAUUAAACCUCCAGCACACCCCUCUGCUAUCCUCACGGUCCUGAGAAAGCCAAACCCUCCGCCACCUCCUCCGCGGUUGACGCCUGUGAAGUGUGAAGACCCCCAAAGGGUGGGGCCAGCUGUCAAUCCCGUGAAGACCAAUGGCACCCUUCUACGAAACGGAGGCUUACCAGGUGGCCCUGGCAAAAUUCCAAAUGGAGAUAUCUGCUGCAUACCCAACAGUAACGUGGACAAGCCUCCAGUACAGCCUCUGAUUCAUAGACCUGAAAAAAACAGGUGUCCUCAGGCAGGGCCUCGGGAACGAGUACGGUUUAAUGAAAAAGUACAGUACCAUGGCUAUUGUCCUGACUGUGACACCCGGUAUAACAUAAAAAACAGGGAGGUCCACUUACACAGUGAACCUGUCCACCCACCAGGAAAGAUUCUUCACCAAGGCCCUCCCCUCCCUCCUCCACCGCGUCUCCCUCCUUUCCCACUAGAAAAUGGGGGACUGGGAAUAAGCCACAGUAACAGCUUUCCCCCUCUCAGACCUGCAACUGUGCCUCCUCCCACUGCACCAAAACCACAGAAGACCAUCUUGAGGAAAUCAACCACUACAACAGUGUGAUGUAUGCCAUUUUUUAAAAAAACUUUAAAAAAUUUUUUUCUAUAUUAUAAACAUAAAAUAAUAAGUAAUGAGCACUUUCUACUCAAGCAAUAAAAAGCCCAAAUAUAUUAAUCCUGCAUUCAGCAAAGUGGCAUAAAAAUCACCUGGUAAGUAUGCGGUACAUUGCUUAUGUCCUGGGUACACAUUAUUUUAAAUGUUGCAUCAUCAAAAACCACAGAAUAAUGAAAAAAUAUGAAUGCAUUGUUUUUGCAAUUGACCUAUGACAAACUGUGACUUGCAGAUUUCAAAUAUUUUGACUUGCCAUAAGGUAUGGGAUUUGAUUCAUUUUAUUCAUGCCUAACUCAUCUAUGCAUUAAUAACAUGUCGUAUUCUUAACUUUGAUCUAAUGCUUUUUAAUAAGAAAUUUUAAUACUGAAGGACUAUUUUAUUAUUUUUUUCUAAAGAUGUCUGUCUCUAGUUUUGCAUUAUUAAAUGCUGAGGACAAUACCAAAAAGGUUUAUUUUCUAUACUAUACAAUUAUGAAUUAUAUGUUCAGCUAUAUAUGUAAUAAAAUAUUUUGGUUUGUUGAAAUAUCAUUAUGUCAAUAAAUAAUAGUAAAUAUGGCAAAAC